Aureobasidium uvarum is the source of this 543-nucleotide messenger RNA. The record is from the annotation of a GenBank genome assembly. NCBI's taxonomy places the organism in Eukaryota, Fungi, Ascomycota, Dothideomycetes, Dothideales, Saccotheciaceae.
UUUCUGGCAGGACAAUCGAUAUGGCUCUCUUUGCGUUAUGCUGCACAGCAGACAUUCCGAGUUGAUGACCAGAGAAUCAAUAACUUCCUCGAGCAGACCUAUCAGAACAGCAGUAAAAUGGACUGUCAACCAAGUCUUUUGCUCAUCACAUCGUUGAGCGGCCUCGAUCCAACCAAACAAACUGCUGCAACAAUGCCACCAAUCAGCUCCUUCACAUCUCCGUUUAUUGGUACAUCGUCCGGCGAUGCUGCAAAGAUGCUUCAAUCAGUCGCCGCACCAAACAUCGUAGAUUCGAAUCUCUUCGCUGUGUUAGACGAAAGAUCACUAUACGAUGACUCUGGCUUGAUCGUUCGAGUCAAGGAUGGUGUGGUGGACCAUGUGCGUGUGCACUUCGACACUAUCAAUACGGAAUUGAUUCACAUUCAAGUGAUGACGGGCGAUAUUGCAGAGACUAAUUUCAUGGCCGGGGAGGGCGGGGUGUUCAGAGUUAGAUCAGAUGGGAGCAAGAAAGGAGGGCCUGCGCCGAGAAAGAAGUUGGGUGGA